UUGACUCCGAGAGCUUCAGCUUCCCGGUUCUUUCUCGUUCUUGCUGCCAGCAUUGCCGUCUCCGUCGCUACCGUAGACAAUGACGACGCCAUGAUGUCGAGCCUCCUCGAGGCCAUAUCUCCUGCCCCAAUCGGCUGGUCUCACUCUGCUCACUAUUGCUCCAAAUGGAAAGGCGUAAAGUGUAGCUCCUCCGGCCGAGUCUCCGCCAUCAACUUAGCCCAUCACAAUCUAACGGGAACUCUCCCUUCCAAUCUCGCUUCUCUCUCUGAACUAAAUUCCUUCAAUCUCAAAGGCAACCGCUUCUCUGGGCCAUUGCCUUCCUUCGCCGACCUUUCUUUGCUCGAAGAAAUCUUCCUUGACUACAACAAUUUCACGUCCGUACCCCCUCGUUGUUUCCAAGGACUCACCAGUUUGAUGGUCUUGACUAUGAAUCAAAACAUCAAUCUCGACCGUUGGGUUUUUCCCAUUGAGCUUACUGAUUCUCCAAGCUUGGUUAAUAUAAGCCUGGUCAAUUGUAACGUAAAGGGUCCCAUACCAGACAUCUUCGGUUUCGGUUCCUUCCCGAAAUUGUAUGGUCUGACGCUUUCUCACAAUAAUCUCAGUGGGGUUUUGCCUCCGAGCUUUGCUGAAUCUGGGAUUCAGUACCUCAUGCUCGACACAAAUAAAUUAAUCGGUACAAUCGGCGUUGUCUCGAAUAUGACCAAGUUGUCCCAAGUCUGGCUUUCCGGCAACAAUUUCACCGGUCCAAUCCCGGACCUGUCUAAACUGGACACCCUUUUCAACAUCAAUCUCCAGGAUAACAAACUCACCGGUGUUGUUCCAAGGUCAUUGAUCUCGAUUCCAAGCUUGCGAAAUGUGUCUUUGGCGAACAAUCUGUUGCAGGGUCCUCUGCCUUCGUUCCCUUACGUCGCCAAACCCAAUCUUGGAGAAAAUAGCUUUUGUAUGGACACUCCAGGACCUUGUAAUUGGCAAGUAGCGGUACUGCUUGAAGUUGCUGGAGACUUGGGAUAUCCUCUUUCGCUGGCUAGUUCUUGGCGAGGGAAUGAUGCGUGCGAAGGCUGGAUUUCUGUUGGUUGCGAUUUGCACAGAAACGUUGUGAAUGUGACUUUUCAGAAACGGGGUUUCACUGGGAGGAUCUCCCCUGCUUUUUCCAAUCUUACACAGUUGCAGAAUUUGUGGUUGAAUGACAAUAACUUGACCGGUCCCAUACCGGAGAGCUUAACACACUUGCAUAGUCUUCAGCUUCUUAAUGUUUCUCAUAACAAUCUCAGUGGAACAAUUCCUACGUUUCAAUUGACAGUGAAUUUAAUUACUACUGGUAAUCCACUAUUGAAGAAUCAUACUUCUUCUAGCUUGGAACAUAAUGGGACUUCAACGAAUGGUACUACUCCGGUUUCCCCUGGAGGAGAGAGCAACAACGAUCCGGUCAAAGCAGCAACAGGAAAAGGAAGAGAGUUCAAGGUUAUUGUUGCAAUAGCUGCAAUUGGGCUAAUCAUGAUAAUGAUGCUCUUCUGCCAGAGGAAGUUUCCAAUAAAAAAAUUAAAUUUCUUUUGGAAGAAGCAGAAUCCUGCUCAUCGAAACAUUGAGACUUUUCUAAGGAACUGUGGGCCACUCCAAGUUAGAAGAUAUAGCUAUUCUGAGGUUAAGAAAAUGACCAACUCCUUCAAAGAAAAAUUAGGCCAAGGAGGUUUUGGUAGUGUCUACAAAGGAAAGUUACAUGAUGGCUCUCUUAUUGCUGUGAAGGUGUUAAAUGAAUCAAAGACCACUAAUGGAGAAGAUUUCAUCAAUGAGGUGGCAACCAUUAGCAGAACUUCUCAUGUCAACAUUGUCUCUUUAUUGGGUUUUUGUUUUGAGGGUGCAAAAAAAGCUCUCAUUUAUGAGUUCCUGGUUAAUGGAUCCCUUGAGAAGUUUGUUUUUGAAGAAGAUGCAACUGAAAAUAAUCAUAAGUUGGAUUGGGAAACACACUACCAAAUUUCACUUGGCAUUGCUAGGGGAUUAGAGUACUUGCAUCGCGGUUGCAACACAAGGAUCUUGCAUUUCGAUAUCAAGCCUCACAAUAUUCUUCUUGAUGCAGAAUUUGUGCCCAAAAUCUCAGAUUUUGGCCUUGCUAAGAUUUGCAGCAGACAAGAAAGUCUAAGCUCUAUGUUGGGUCCAAGAGGGACUAUUGGAUACAUUGCUCCUGAAAUCUUUAGUAGAAACUUUGGAGUAAUUUCGUACAAGUCUGAUGUCUAUAGUUAUGGGAUGAUGGUCUUAGAAAUAGUUGGUGGAAGACAAAAUGUCAAUGUCCAAGCUAAUAAUACUAGUGAAAUAUAUUUUCCACAUUGGGUUUAUAGACGACUUGAAUUGGACGAAGAAGUUAGCCUGAAGAGAAUUAGUGAUGAAGAAGAUAAAACAAAAGUGAAGAAGAUGAUAAUUGUGAGCUUGUGGUGUGUACAGGCUGACCCUGCAAACAGACCAACCAUGAGCAAAGUGAUAGAAAUGUUGGAAGGGAGUGUUGAUUCCUUGCAAGUACCACCCAGUCCUUUCUUGUCUUCUUGUUCAACUUCACUUCCUGCAGAAUUUUCUAGCAGUAUAGUUUUUAGUCCCAAAUAAGAAAGUAAACUGGUCUUGACUUUACCGAGUGCACUUUAUUGUUAUUUCUACUAUUAUGAGUCACAUAUACAGUAUUUAUGUAAUAACUACACGAAAUUGUGACAAUAUUUUUCUCAUCAGCUUAUGUAUCAAAAUGAAUAAAAAAAGUUAUUAGGC
Humulus lupulus (European hop) is the source of this 2748-nucleotide messenger RNA. RefSeq names its product receptor-like kinase TMK4. Bases 91 to 2592 code for a protein of 833 amino acids. The transcript has 4 exons. Gene Ontology annotation, biological process: protein phosphorylation. Gene Ontology annotation, molecular function: protein binding; protein kinase activity; ATP binding. Lineage: Eukaryota; Viridiplantae; Streptophyta; Magnoliopsida; Rosales; Cannabaceae. The record is from RefSeq and is a predicted model, not a curated record.